AUGUGGCUGUCGCGCUCGAUACUUUCGCCGGCCAUAGCCCUCCUGGGCUGGUCAGCCCUCUACCAGCCCGCAGCCGCCCAAGUCACAACUGACUGCAAUCCCAUGAACAAAACUUGUCCGCCCGACCCGGCACUUGGCACAGAAUACUUCUUCAAUUUCAACCGGACACCGCUCUUCCAGGCCUGGGAGACAAAAGUCGGUCCUGUGACAUAUGACCCCGAGUAUGGCGCCAAGUUCACCAUCAACAAGCAGGGAGACUCUCCCACAAUCCGCUCUCGCUUCUACAUCUUCUGGGGCCGUACGGAGAUCAUGCUCAAGGCCUCCCCUGGCACCGGCAUCAUCAGCUCUGUCAUGUUCCUGAGCGACAACCUCGAUGAAAUAGAUUGGGAGUUUUUUGGCGGCAACACGACCGUUGCCCAGAGCAACUAUUUCGGCAAGGGUCUCCAGGACCACCACAACGCCGGCUAUCACGUCAUCGACGGCAAUGUGCAGUCAGACUACCACAACUAUACCACCGUCUGGACUAAGGAUUACCUGGAUUUCUAUGUUGACGGUAACCGCGUCCGUAGGCUGCUCCCUGAGGACGCAAAAGACGGUUAUACGUAUCCACAGACCCCCAUGCGCUUGUCGCUUGGUAUCUGGGCUGGUGGCGACCCGAGUCUUCCGGAAGGCACUCGUGAGUGGGCUGGUGGUACCACGGAUUAUUCUCAGGGCCCUUUCGACAUGUACGUCAAGAGUGUCUACAUUGAGGAUUUUAGCAAGGGCGCCAAGGAGUAUGUUUUCACCGACAAGAGCGGUUCUUGGGAGAGUAUUAAGAUCGUCGAGGGCAACUCAACCGUUUACGAAGCCCUUCACAAAGAGCCUGAAAAGACCAUCGCCGAACGCUGGGCCGACUUGCCACAAGCUGCCAAGCUCGCCGUCUACAGCGGUGCUGCUGCCCUCGGUGCUAUCAUGAUCGGCUCUGCCCUGCUGUACUGCAUCCGCCAGCGCCGUCGCGGUGCCCGAGAGGCCAAGCUCGCCGAACAACGUGCCGAGCAGGAGCGACUGGAGCUUGAGCGCUUCAAGAAGGCCGGUAUUGAUCCUGACAGCUUCGCCUCCAACGCCAGCGAGUACAACGCCAAAGAGAUGCGCCGUGAAGGGCUCAUGGACGAUGAUAGCUACAGCAUCUCGACUCCCGUCAACCCUGCCUCGCCGCUCGACAAUGGUGCCAACAACUUGAACCGUGGCUCUGCCGUCGGCAUGACCGUUACUACUGGCGCUGGCGCUGCUGUCGGUGCUGCUGCCGCUGCCGUUCCUCCUUCUCCCCACAGCCCGACAUCCCCUCGCUCUCCUCAUGGGCCAAUGAGUCCGACCACCAACGGCCCCCCGAAUCGCAGCUUCACUAGCCCGGCUCCUGGCCGUGUGGCUUCCCCUGCGCCAUCCCAACGCAGUUUCACUGGCAUGGACCGGUCUGCUAGUCCUGGAGUGGGACAGCCGCCUAGGAGUUAUACCACUGGGCCCGGAUUUGAAGGUGGUGGUGGGAACCAGGGGUAUUGGGGGAAUAAUGGUGGGAAUCAAGGUCGCUUUAGGUGA
This is a messenger RNA of Thermochaetoides thermophila DSM 1495, 1572 nucleotides long. RefSeq names its product hydrolase-like protein. Gene Ontology annotation, cellular component: fungal-type cell wall. Bases 1 to 1572 code for a protein of 523 amino acids. Gene Ontology annotation, biological process: fungal-type cell wall organization; carbohydrate metabolic process. The record is from RefSeq and is a predicted model, not a curated record. Lineage: Eukaryota; Fungi; Ascomycota; Sordariomycetes; Sordariales; Chaetomiaceae. The transcript is spliced from 2 exons. Gene Ontology annotation, molecular function: glycosyltransferase activity; hydrolase activity, hydrolyzing O-glycosyl compounds.